Schistocerca gregaria is the source of this 8270-nucleotide messenger RNA. RefSeq lists its product as uncharacterized. The transcript has 29 exons. Gene Ontology annotation, molecular function: protein binding; histone H3K9 methyltransferase activity; DNA binding. Gene Ontology annotation, cellular component: nucleus. Lineage: Eukaryota; Metazoa; Arthropoda; Insecta; Orthoptera; Acrididae. Bases 526 to 7545 code for a protein of 2339 amino acids. The record is from RefSeq and is a predicted model, not a curated record. Gene Ontology annotation, biological process: heterochromatin organization; negative regulation of gene expression.
AAAGAUAUUCCAACGCAUAUGUUUUGUGACAGUGUUAUGUGUUGUUGGGAAAACCAAACAAAUUUGAAUGAAACAUAAAUGAAUUUAAAUGCCAUAAAACGUUGGAAAGAGGAAGGAGCACACCACUCCAACAAAUAAACAUUAAAACUGAAUGGGCAUACUCCCGUUACUUCCGAUGCUUUUGCUAACUUCUCUGCUAUUGCUGCCUGGCAGUAGGCUCUUCUGAUUGAAGCACCACAGUGAUUACGAUCCAGAUGGUUGAGCAAUAUGAAGCUGGUUGUUUCUAUGAUCCUGACCGCACCAGCAAGGAUGAUGGCACAUGAUCCAGAGUUCACUGAGGUGAAUUCUGCUCUGUUUGCAGAACUUAUGUCCGUGUACGAAUUUUAAUUUGUUUCUGUUGUGAAUACGGAUUCUGGACAUGUCAUACCUGAAUUUGAAGGAAGUCAUAGUUGUCAACACCAGGGAUGCAUCACUGCCAUCUCACAGUCCCAUGUGGAGAGGUUGUGAUUAUAUGUCAGUAUAAAAAUGGAAUCGCAUGUUCCUAGAAAACGUAAACAGAGCCUAUCACUGACCAGAAGGCUGGAGAAAUGCCCACGUGUUGGAGAAAAUAACCCUCAAGAAAUUUUUUGUGUGGACAGUGACUGUGAAGUGGACGAUGGUGACUGUGUUGUGGUGGCUGAAAAAAUCACUAUAAGGAGAGGAAGAUGUCAAAAUGCUGCUUGCCUAUCACCUGAAGGAACUAAGCUUCAGAAAGCUUCCAGGCGUGUUCAAGAUUUUUAUGGGCACUCGUACAGGAAAGGCCGGGCAUGGAAGAUCUGUGAUAUAUGCCAUUCAAGGGCUGAAGAACAUUUAGGAAAAUUGAAAAAUAAAUUUAUUAACCGUGUGCCAGUUGUGGGAGGUCAGUACCCAUUUUAUGGUGAAAUGGUUGCGUUAGAAGAAGAAGAUUCUACCGAUGAAGAUGAUGAGGAACCAUUGGAUGACACAGUGGCAGAAUUCAUGUCAAACUGUGCUUCAGAUAUGAUAAACACCAUUUUCGAGAAGUAUGACAUUAAUUUCCAACUGGAAGAGGGAGUCAAAAAGCUUCUUGAAGGAUAUGAAAAGGUUGAGAGUGAAAUAGAGGCACAAAUAAAAUCAUGUGAGGAAGUAACUUCCUCAUUCCGUACUUACUGUGAUGAAUUUUAUAAGGAGCAUGAGUCCAGCAGAGAGGAGCUGACACCAGUAGAGAUUGAUUGUGAGUUGCCACCAGUAGAGAUUGAUUGUGGACCAGCAGAAGUCAUCAUUGAUGAUGAUAAUAGUGAUGGUGAUGAUGUUAUAGUUGUGGAAUCUGUCCGAUCAUUACAGAAUCUGCCCGAAGCCUUAAAUGAGAACACAUCAUCAACAAACAGUCAGCCACAUGCAGUGUGUCCAAAUGAGCAGUCUGUCACUGAACAGACACCAGUAGCGCAAACCAGUCAGCCUUAUUUAUCUCCUGCUGCGGCAACAAACCAUAGAGUUUUUGGUGAACUUAGAACCAUUGUUAAAUUCUCAGGAGGAAAUUCAGGCUGCUCAAGUACAAAAACUGAUGUAGUGAAUGGUUGUAUCCUUGAUAAAAGGAACAGUGAAGUGCAAAGAGUUCAAGUGCGGGCAACUGGUACAGGUGAAAUGGUGAGAGGUAGCUACACAAAGGCUUCAGGAAAGGAGUCAUCAGCUCAAAAACACCAGACAUCCAGUGAAGGGGUUGUAAUUGAAUCUGCUCCAGUUCAGAGCGUGCCUCUGCAGCAACUGUUGCAACAAGGUUUAUCAGUACUUGGUGCACAACCAGGAGCCACAAACAAGCAAGAGAAAGCACAACAUAAGCAACAGCAGCCACCCUCUCAGAUUCCUAGAGAACACACAAAUCAGCAGAUAUCUGCACUAUUACAAACAAGGCUGCAACAGAGAUUUUCUGUGCUGAACCCAUCUACAGAAACUACUUGUGCACAAGAGAAACAACACGAGGCACAUCGACUGCAUGGACACACUGCACCUACAUCACCGCACAAGCAGGGUGUAGAAAAUGUUCCAAGUAUGCAGCAGCAAGCCAGCAAAAUAAGGAUCCUUCAGAACACAGUUCACCAACAGAACAGACAGCAGACAUCACAAACACACCAGCAGUCCAGUGGCCAUCUAGUGUCACAGCCUUCACAGCGUUUGAGUGAACAGCGCAUUCAGCUAGUUCCAUCCCAGUCCACUGUAUGUACUCAACCCCAGCCUAAUAUGCAGCUCUCGUCUCGUAUCUUGCAGGAGUGUGGACCACAGUUUCCACAACGCACUAAUGAUCAAAGCAUAGUUCAGACUAUGAACAGCCAUACUGAACCUAAUGUAUCAAAAGAACUGUCUCAUCAUUCUAGUCAAUCGGUGUGCCGGCCACAACAGCUCUCAACUGAACAAAGUGCACAGCAAAAUAGCACGCAAUUUAUGUCACUGCAACAAAGUGGACAGCAUGUGGUUUCAGGUGCUCAGAGCAGUAGUGCACAAAAUAUAUACCACACUCCGAAACAGUCCAUCCAACAGACUGCCUCACAGCUUGCUCGACCCCUUAGUGAGAAGCCCGUCAUCCAACUUCCACAGCCUGGUAGACAGUCACUAGCCAGUGCUCAACAACAGCCUAGUGGUCAUGUUUCUCAGCCUGUGCAGCACCCUGGUGCUCAGUACAUUCCCCAGUCUUUGCAGCAGACCAAUGUAAAGUCCAUGACCCAUCAACCCCAGAGUGUUGUCCAACCUCAGCUACAAUCUGAUAGCAGGUAUAAGUCACUCCUGCAGCAACAGUCCAGUGGUCAGCUUGUUUACAAGCCUUCACAGCAACCUGGUGGCCAGAAAGUGACACAAGCUCUGCAGCAACCUGAUAGCAAGUACAUAUCCCAGCCUUCAACAGGAAACCCAAUGUGUGGAGCUCGUACUACACAGAAACCCAAUGUUGUGAACACUGCAUCUACAUUACAGGUUCCAAAUGAAACACCUUCACUAAAAGCUCCACCAGUUGUACAAAAUAUAACUAGGGAACAAACUAUAACACAACACACUCCAAGAAUGGCUAAUGCUACAGUGCAUCAAAAUGUGCAGAAAAGCCUACAUUUCGUAUCAGGGCAGGUACCACCCCAACCAAAGGUGUUUCCUGAUAGAGAUACAGGCUCAGGGCUUAAAAAUUGUUCUGAGAAACCAAAUGAAUUUGUUACUUCUGAAACUCAGAAUGCGGGAGCAUUAAGCACAACACACGAUGGACGUAGUUCAGCCCUCAAAGAGCAGAAAACAUGCAUUCCAAAAACACAAGUUGCUCUGAAGCAGGCUAGCGAGCAGAGAGAAUCCCAUAUAGUGUGUCAAAACAACCAACAACACAUGACUCGCACUCAUCUGCAGCCAGAUACCCAAUGUGUUGGCCAACCUCAACAGUGUCAGACUCCCCAGCACCCUGCUGUACAAGCCUCACUACAAGUUCCCCAUAUGUCGAGUGCAACGUGUGUGUUACGAGGCCCACAAGGAGCUGCCCAGCAGAACUUACAACUGGCCCCACAUCAGCACACUGCCCAGAAACUAUUCCAGUCCACAAAUCAUUCAAGUGUGCAGAGUGAAUCCCAGAAACCAACCCAGUCAAGUGUAAAGCAUGCGUCUCUUUCUCCUCAGUUGACCAACCAUAUUGUCCAACAUUCUGUUGAAAAUAAUGCGACACAGCGAACAUUACAACCCACUGUUCAGAAUAUGACAAAUCAUUGUGUUCAACAAAGUGGACAUUUGUCUCUUCAGACACUGCAGAAUUCCAGUGUGAAGUGCCUCUCAUCUUCUUCACAACCUAGUACACCAAGUUUGAGUGUGACUACACAGCAAGGUAUUAGACAAACAGUGCAAACUGUGUCUCAGCCACAGGUAACUAGAUCAUCCAUUUUGACAGAACCACAAAAUGUGGCUGUAAGGCAAGAGAAAAAUAAUGAGGGUACUUCACUUAAAACACAACAACAACUGAAUGGGCUGGAUAACAUGCUGUCAACAUGCCAAAACAAUGGACAGCAUACAGCAAAAGUUUCUCAGGUUUCUAAAACACAGUGGGGAGCCCAGAGUCCACAGAAACAAAAUGUUCCACAGAUUUCACAGCAUUCAGGUGAAAAGACGGUCUCGCAAAUUCCAAAUCAGCACAGCGGGAAGAGUGUGAUCCAAAUUUCAGGUCUGUGUAAUCAGCAGCGUAGUACGUCACAAUCAGAAUCAAAUUUGUCGAAGUUUCAGCAGCAACAGAAACAACAGGUUGUAUCACGUGUGGUUCCUACAGGGGAGGUAACAAAUAGAAGACAAACAGAAAGCUCUCUGCAAAGACCAAGUGAAUCAAUUGUGCCAAGAAACCCAUUGAUAUUUCUAAAAACUGUGCAGAGCUUAAACACAGAAAGUGCACCUCCUAAGUCACAGAUCCCUAUUGUUUCAGAACUUGGAUUAAAACAACAACAACAGCAACAGAAGCAUUACACACCAAGCAGUAAUUCACAAGAGGCCCAGCAGCUUACACCACUUACUGAGUCUGGUUCUGUUUCCCAUCAAGCAAUCUCAAGAACACAAGCACAGGGUCCUAAAAACCACUUGCAGCAACCUGAAGAAAGAACACAGCUGUCCCUUAGUGAUGGAGACUUUCUACAGAAUAUGUCCCAGCCACUACAGCAUUUGAAAAAUAAACAAAGUGAAAAAACUGAAUUGAAAGUGCAACCAGUGAUUCCACUGCAGAAGUCAGAGACAUCUAACAAAGAAGGAAGUCUUCACCACUCUAACCAGCAGUUGUCUUCUUCUGUUCCUGUCUCACAGGUGGUUUCUGAACGACCCAAUUCUUUGACCACGAAUAACCAGCUCAUACCAACAAAUGUGUCUCAACAGUCAGUUGUAUCUCUUUUCCCAGGAAAUCUCUUUAUAAUGCUCCAACAGCAGCAGGUGACAAUGCUGCUGGGGUUUGUUUGUCACAUUUUGUCACGGUUUUUACCUAUAGUGGUGCAGCAACAGUGCCAGAAAGAAUCUACUCAGGCAGAAGUUGGUUCUUCGAUAAUGAAUACUGAUUCAUCACAGGAGAAAAAUUCAAAGACAACAGCAAAUCCAAGUAAUGUAAGGUUGCCUGACAAAGAUGGGAAUGAAAUAUCAGAUACAGAAUCCAUGUGCCAGUCCCCUCUAGACAGCUUAACUCCCUUUUCCACUCCAACAAAAAGCUCGAUGUGUACGUCUCCUUCCACUCUGAGUUCUACAGACUCUGAUAUCAGUGUUUCAGAUUCCAUUGGUGUGUGUGCAGAGAAGGAUGUUGUUCCUGUUGGAAAUGUCAUUAUCAAAGAAAGCAAUCUACCUCCUUUGGGGCUGGUAAAUCGUCCUCCUGUGGCUGUUGGAGAUUCUAUGUAUAUCAUGAAUGAUAUAAAACGUCCAUGGAUUCUUGCUACAGUGAAAGAUAUUGUGUCACCAAACAAUCAGACAUUGUACACUGUGGAGUUCUUGAAUUCUAAAAACAAGAACACAAAGGAAAUAAAAAAAGUUGCAGGCUUUCAGCUAGCCUAUUCCCAGGUGCAAAAUUUUCGUUUCUCUGUCGGUCAUCGCAUUAUCUCUAUCUUUCGGGAUGGAAUUUCAGAUGAAGAGUAUUAUUCUGGUGUGAUUGCAGAGCCACCCAAAUCUAUAAACCGUUACAGGUAUCUCAUCUUCUUUGAUAAUGGUGGCUCUCAGUAUGUUAAACAUGAAGAUAUACGUCUUGUUGUGGAAAGUUCUCAGAAUGUGUGGGAAGAUGUUCAUAUUGAGAUUCGAGAAUUUGUCCAGAAUUAUUUGGAAAAGUACCCAGAAAAAGCUUUGCUUAAGGUGCAAGAAGGACAGGAUGUCAGAACUGAGUGGAAUAGGAGGUGGUACAAUGCAAAAGUCUUAGAAGUAGAUGCGUCUCUUGCUCAAAUGUCUUUCCCGCCUUAUGGAAAGCAUGUAGAGUGGAUUUACAGGGGCUCUGCUCGCUUUUACCCACUUUUUGAAGCACAUAACAGGACUUGUAAGGAACAGUUUGCUCGCUCAAAAGCAUUUGCGAGGAAGAGAGGUGAUCCAUAUAUUCAGUACACUCUGAAAGAGGAAGAAGAAUUGGACAAAGAGAUAAAAGAUGAUUGUGAAGCAGUCACAGAGGACUUUGAGCCUACCCAUCGUUCCACAGCUCGUAAGAGCACUUCUCAGAUAACACCCCAGUAUCCACGUUUAUCAUCUUCAGUAAAAGCUCCAAAAAGGAUAUUUUACCCAUGCUAUUCUCAGGUGACCUAUAGUACACACAAGUGUAAGCCUUCAUGUCUGGUGAUUGGAAGUUCAGAAAAAGAUUUUUCCAGCUAUCGAAACCUUCUAAGUCAUCUGUCGGAACCAAUGUUACAUGGCUGGACGAGGGAGAAGGUGAAACAUUCAGACUAUGUCUCUGUGUACUAUAGAGCUCCUUGCAAACGCAGAUUGCGUAAUAUUGAAGAGUUGCAUAAAUAUCUGUUGUUAACUAAAUCCAAGUUAACUGUUGACCAGUUUGAUUUUGACCAUUGGGUGAGGUGCUUCACUGAAGGAAUUAACGAAAAGUACUUCAUAAAAAUUGAGGAUAUCUCUCAUGGUGUAGAGGCCGUUCCUGUCCCGUGUAUUAAUACAGUUGAUUCAAGAAAGCCAGAUGACAUUACAUAUGUCACCAAGCAUGUACCUACAAAUGGUACAUACAUCGAAACUGACCCAGAAUUUCUCGUAUGCUGUGAGUGCACUGAUGAUUGCUUGGACAAGGAAAAAUGUGCAUGUUGGCAACAGACAAUGGAAGGGGUUAAAUAUGGCCCAGAAAGUGAGUCACCCAACCACGAGGGCUAUUACUACAAGCGACUGUAUGAACCACUUGUAACAGGCAUCUAUGAGUGUAAUUCACGGUGUAAAUGCUCAUCAACUUGCCUGAACAGGCUGGUUCAACUUCCCAUGAAGUGCAAGAUUCAGGUUUUCAUGACACCUAACCGUGGAUGGGGAAUACGUGCUCUCCAUGACAUACCAAAAGGCAAUUUCAUCUGUUUAUAUGCUGGGCAUGUACUUCCAGAAAAAGUGGGAGAUGCCUUGGCAAAACAGGUUGGUGAUGAAUAUCAAGCUGACUUGGAUUAUAUAGAAUCUGCAGAAAAAGUAAAGGAAGACUAUGAGGAGAAUGCAUACGAAAGUGAAUUAGAAGAAGAUUGUGGCAAGAGGCAGAAUUCAAAACACAGAGGACAAACCACAGUUUCUCGGAAACCAACUGGGAAGCAGCAUAAAAUAAUGGCACCCUCUACAAGAAUUCUCUUUGGCCGGAAUGGAAGAUAUAUCCUGGACGCUAAAACUUGUGGGAAUGUUGGUCGAUUUAUCAAUCAUUCGUGUAAUGCAAACCUGUUUGCCCAGAAUGUCUUUGUGGACACGCAUGAUCUCAGAUUCCCGUGGGUGGCAUUUUUUACUAAUUCAUUUGUGCCAGCCAAUACAGAGCUAACAUGGAACUAUGGCUAUGAUGUGGACAGUGUUCCAGAGAGAGUAAUCAUUUGUAAAUGUGGUGAGACAAAUUGUCAGGGCAGGUUGCUAUAAAGAACUGCAGUAUUAUGCUGUGAAGAUAACCGGUCACAUGGAGCUCGCUCUCUUUAAAAAUAUAUGUAUAUGUAUAUAUAUUUUGAGUGAUGUGUUCAUAAAUGAAUUCUGUGAUUAUUUAUUACUUCACCAAAUUUAAGUGUAAAAUGAACAAAUAUUUAUGUGUAACUGUUUCAGUACCAUUUGAUUAAUUAGUUUAUUCAUGUAACAGAAACAGCUUUAUCUUUGUAGUUAGCUGUAGUAACAAAGAUUCCUACGUUUUAUCACAUGACCUGUCUUGACUUUGAAAAUACGACGACUGAAUGCUUAUAAGUAUUUUCAUUGUGUAUUACUUUGUGUUGUAUUGUACAUUAUUAGCAUAGGUUCUUAUUGAAAGCUGUUAAAAAUCUCAUUACUUUUACGCAUUUGGCCACCUUUGUGUUCAGUGAAAUUAAAUGAAUGGGUUUUUCAAAUGUGUAUGUAACUUUAUCCAUACAUUUUCUGUGAAAAUGUGUUAUUUAUUUACCACUGAAACUUUGAAAUGAGUAGUAAACAGUUUGUAUAACAAUCUAGCAAUGUGCUCAACAUGAUUAAAAUUUUGAGGAUUUCAAGAAAUCAUCUGCUGCAGCAUUGUUGUAUAAAACAUACUCAGUUUUCUAGCAAUAUCAAUUGUGAAUUUUCACUCAAUGUUUCAAGGAUUAUCCUAUUUUCAUUGCCAGCAAUAAAAUGAUAGAUUGCUGAUACUA